AGGUACAAAGGUAUAUAGCUUUCUUUGAGCACCUGCUGGAUUCCAGUUACAGAGAAACAAGGAAGCAGAAUAUGGGCAAAUGUUCAACAGCAGACUAACUGUGCGUUGAAAACAAGGACUGUCAUGGGAAACAAUGCAACAAAAACAUUAGACAAGUGGGGAAUAAAUCCAGGAAAACUUUCACACAAGCGAACAAAAAGAAAAGGUCCAUCUAAGGUUUCCACUCACCAGGCUCCUGACCAACCUCAAUUAUUUGACCCGGUGACAGGUUAUCCACUGUAUGCCCGAGUCAAUAAAGUACGAAAGCAAAUUGAUGAUGGUGAUGAUGGUUUACACUACGCAGACGUUCAAGUCCUACAGUCCAAUAGUUCAGCCAAUGAAGUAAAUAAGACUUACAACAAUCACAGCACCACAGAAUAUGCGACAAUAGACUUUAAAACACCUGUGAAUACACAAACACCUGUGAAUACACAAACACCAGCUGAACCCGCAGAUCUGUUUAUUCCUCCCGGAGAUCUAAAGAGGCCAAAGAUGAGGUCCUUUCACAAGUAGAAUGAUCACUUACAGUUGUGUUAAAAGUAAUAACACUUUUUGAUAAUGGUCUUUAUAAUGAACUAUUACGUUAGUUGCUGUCUACUUAUUUGUAUAUAUUUAUAUUUUUAUGCUGUGUCACAUGUGUGCCCUUGAGAAAGGCACUGUCUGCAAGUGUGCAAUUCAUAUUCUGUAUAAAUAACCUUGCAUAUAAAGUAACAGUCAUUUGAAAACAUUAUUUUUUAUUUUAAAUAUUAUUUUUAUUUAACAAUUUAAAUUGUAUGUUUAUGGUUUGCUUGUAUUUAAAACAAAAUUAUUAUGUAAUAGACAUUUUAUGCCAGUUGUGCCAUACAAAAUGUGGUGCCUGCCUGGUUUUGAUCUAGCCAGACUUGUCAUUAUAGCAUAAAGUCAACUUUCCAAUUCUUUCCACAAAAGGAUCACUAGAUUGGAUAGGAUCACUCGAUUUACAUGGUGACACUUUAGAAAUUCUGUCCAUCCAAAGUAACAAGUAACCAGGUCAUUCUUUUUAUCUUCUGCUAAUUGUAACAACAUGAA
Paramisgurnus dabryanus is the source of this 1086-nucleotide messenger RNA. RefSeq lists its product as uncharacterized. Lineage: Eukaryota; Metazoa; Chordata; Actinopteri; Cypriniformes; Cobitidae. Gene Ontology annotation, cellular component: extracellular exosome. The record is from RefSeq and is a predicted model, not a curated record.